Molecule: messenger RNA, 1236 nt
Organism: Mangifera indica (mango)
Lineage: Eukaryota; Viridiplantae; Streptophyta; Magnoliopsida; Sapindales; Anacardiaceae
Product: urease accessory protein D
Exons: 7
Coding region: 20-916 (298 amino acids)
Molecular function (GO): nickel cation binding
Source: RefSeq, a predicted model, not a curated record
GACACCCUCGAAGUCAGAGAUGGAGACAGAAGCACUAACAGGGAAGUUGGUCGUUGAGAAAGUGAGAGGCAAAUCAACUGUCACCAGAUCCUUCUCCAGAUACCCUCUUAAAUUCUUCAUCCCUAAUAAGGUGGGUUCUUCGGAAACUGAUGCGGUUUGGAUUUAUACUCUCACUUAUGGUGGUGGGAUUGUUUCUGGAGAUUCUAUUGCUUGUGAAUUUAGUAUUGGAGAUGCCUGCACUGUUGUUUUAACUACUCAAGCUUCCACCAAAGUGUAUAAGUCUAUGGGGUCUAAGUGUUCUGAACAGAUCUUGGAGGUAAGAGUUGGGAGUGGUGCCCUUUUAGCUGUGAUUCCGGACCCUGUGACAUGUUUUUCCACUGCAAGAUAUUCUCAGAAACAAUUUUUCAGAGUGGUUUCAGACUCAAAUUUGGUUAUUGUUGACUGGAUUACCAGUGGGCGCCAUCAAAAUGGGGAGAAAUGGGAUUUUCAACUUUAUAAGAGCACCAACAACAUAUUUGCAGAUGGUGAUCAGCCUUUGUUUCUAGAUACGGUACUGCUUGAACAAGGAGGCAUUACCAAUAUUGCAGAACGAAUGCAAGACUACCAAGUCAUUGCAAUGGUCAUACUCUUAGGGCCAAAGCUGAAGCAUAUUCAAAAUCAAGUUCAAGAAAAUGUGAAGAGGAUGAUGUCUGAACAAUUAUACGCUCCUUCCAUUGGCUUGAGCAACCAUGGGAAAACACACUCGAAUCAUCCUUUGGCCAAACCAAACUUUAUUGCUUCUUGUAGUGCCUUUGGUCCUAAGGGAAUAGGUGUUGUUGUUAGAAUUGCUGCCAUGACAACUGAAUCAGUAUACAGGUUCCUGCAGCAUCAAUUGGCCGGCAUGGAGCCAUUACUUGGGGUAUCCCCGUAUUGUUGAAAAAGCGCUAUGAAAAUCAUUUGCCUUGUUGAAGUUCCUGUGACUAUCAAAUGAAGUAGAUUCUUUACUUUUAUGUGGAAGUUGCAAGAAAUUAUGCUCCGAAUCUGAAUGGUGCGUUACAAAACCUUUCUAGAUGCUCAAGGUUGCAAAAUUUUACAGGAACAUGGAGGCUUUUUCCUGAUAUGCUUACGUUAUGUUCAUGAAUACUAUGUGGCAAAGCUUUUUCAUUGACUCGGACAUAAAAAUGAAUUGAUCUUCUCGAUCUGUUAUAACAGUCAGUUUCUAUAAAUUACAGUGAUUCAUUAAGUUUAUCAUCGAAA